Mesoplodon densirostris (Blainville's beaked whale) is the source of this 1449-nucleotide messenger RNA. RefSeq names its product F-box and leucine rich repeat protein 16 (gene FBXL16). The transcript has 5 exons. Gene Ontology annotation, cellular component: SCF ubiquitin ligase complex. Gene Ontology annotation, molecular function: protein binding. The record is from RefSeq and is a predicted model, not a curated record. Lineage: Eukaryota; Metazoa; Chordata; Mammalia; Artiodactyla; Ziphiidae. The coding region runs from base 1 to 1449 and encodes 482 amino acids. Gene Ontology annotation, biological process: SCF-dependent proteasomal ubiquitin-dependent protein catabolic process.
AUGUCGAGCCCGGGCGUCGACGGCGACCCCAAGCCUCCAUGCUUGCCUCGCAAUGGCCUGGUGAAGCUGCCAGGCCAGCCGAACGGCCUGGGCACAGCCAGCAUCACCAAGGGCACGCCGGCUGCCAAGAACCGCCCCUGCCAGCCACCCCCGCCCACCCUCCCACCACCCAGCCUGGCUGCUCCGCCACCCCGGGCUGCUCUGGCCGGGGGCCUGUGCCCCCAGGCAGGGCUCCCCCUUGGUGGACCAGCCUUAGCCCCAGUGCCCGGGCCCCCGGUAGAGCGGCCGCCACUGGCCACAGACGAGAAGAUCCUCAAUGGCCUCUUCUGGUACUUCUCAGCUUGCGAGAGGUGCGUGCUGGCCCAGGUGUGCAAGGCCUGGAGGCGUGUGCUCUACCAGCCCAAGUUCUGGGCGGGCCUCACGCCUGUGCUGCAUGCCAAGGAGCUCUACACAGUGCUGCCUGGAGGUGAGAAGGAGUUCGUGAACCUGCAGGGCUUCGCAGCACGUGGCUUUGAGGGUUUCUGCCUGGUCGGUGUCUCUGACCUGGACAUCUGUGAGUUCAUCGACAACUAUGCCCUCUCCAAGAAGGGCGUCAAGGCCAUGAGCCUCAAGCGCUCCACCAUCACUGAUGCCGGCCUGGAGGUGAUGCUGGAGCAGAUGCAGGGCGUGGUGCGCCUCGAGCUGUCAGGCUGCAACGACUUCACCGAAGCUGGGCUGUGGUCCAGCCUGAGCGCACGCAUCACCUCGCUGAGUGUGAGCGACUGCAUCAACGUGGCCGACGACGCCAUCGCGGCUAUCUCUCAGCUGCUGCCCAACCUGGCUGAGCUGAGCUUACAGGCCUACCACGUGACGGACACAGCACUGGCCUACUUCACGGCACGCCAGGGCCACAGCACGCACACGCUGCGCCUGCUCUCCUGCUGGGAGAUCACCAACCACGGCGUGGUCAACGUGGUGCACAGCCUGCCCAACCUCACCGCACUCAGCCUCUCUGGCUGCUCCAAGGUCACCGACGAUGGUGUCGAGCUUGUGGCCGAGAACCUGCGCAAGCUACGCAGCCUCGACCUCUCGUGGUGCCCACGCAUCACCGACAUGGCGCUCGAGUACGUGGCCUGCGACCUGCACCGCCUGGAGGAGCUCGUGCUGGACAGGUGUGUACGCAUUACGGACACUGGCCUCAGCUAUUUGUCCACCAUGUCGUCCCUUCGCAGCCUCUACCUGCGAUGGUGCUGCCAGGUGCAGGACUUCGGGCUGAAGCACCUCCUGGCCAUGAGGAGUUUGCGUCUCUUGUCUCUGGCAGGCUGUCCGCUGCUGACCGCCACCGGGCUGUCGGGCCUGGUGCAGCUGCAGGAGCUGGAGGAGCUGGAGCUCACCAACUGCCCUGGGGCUACCCCCGAGCUCUUCAAGUACUUUUCGCAGCACCUGCCCCGCUGCCUCGUCGUCGAGUAG